UAUUCUCCAGUAUUUUUUUAAAAUUAUUUCUAAACAUUUAAUUUUUUGUGUUAAUUCUCGAAAUAUAACAAAAUGAGCUUGACGCCAGCCUUACAGCCUUGGGAACGCAUAGCCUGGAGUCCAGAACAUGAACAAAUUAUAUACCGUGACUGGGGCCUAUUUUAUACACACAAACAACAGCUGGAUAUAGCUGUGCAUUAUUAUAAUAAAUCUCUGGAUCUAAAAAGUGAUGAUCCCAAAGCUUUGUAUUUCCGCAGUCGUUGCAAGCGUAAUAUAGCACAAACCGAUGGUGCUUUGGAAGAUGGUUUAGCAGCAAUGGCCAUUGAUGAUAACAAUGCUCCUAUUAAUCUGGAAAUUUGUGAUGCUUUGUAUGAGUUAAAUAAAUUUGAAGAUUACAAAGUUCAACUACACGAUAAUACACGGAAGUUUUUUGGCAAAAAGGUCGCAGCCUUUUUAAAUCGUUUAAUAGUGGUUGAUGAAAAUUUUAAAGAUACUAUUGGUGAAACUUUGGGCCCCUUUAUUUUAAAAAAUGAAAAAUAUUUUGCUGCGGUUUUGGAAAAAAUUGAACGUGAGAAACAUAUAGAUCCCCGGCCGUUGUGGAAGAUACUUAAAGACCAGGAAAAAUGUGAUGUUUUGAGUAUUUUGGAAAAAGAGGAACUUUUAUUGUCACCCAGAGAAUUGGCUCGUCGACGACGUGCUUUUAAAGUCUUCAAUCAAAUUUAUUUCAACAAAAGUUGGAUUGAUGUUAUAUUUCUAAAGCACUUAAGGGAAAACAAAAAUCUUUUGUUGCCCCAGUCCAAAGUGUCGACACCAUUUCUGCGCCAACUUACCCAUACAAAAUAUGAUGUAGUCAUCAAGUUUUUGAAAAUGUUGCAAGCUCGUAGUCCCUUAUAUACAGAACAAGCACGCAAAUGUCCUGACAAAAAAAUAUUCGAUAUGCAUCGUGAGGCUCAUUUAAAUCGGGUACAAUAUCAAACUCGUCGUACAAUGUUAUCAGAAAUGCGAAAUAUACGAAGUCUUAGACAAAAAGGAGAUAUAGAGAAACUUUCAAAACAUGUGGAGAGUGUAAUGGGAGAUUAUGUGGUUUUAAAAACUCAUCGUGUUAUGCCUUGGAAAUUUGAAUAUAUAAAUGAAGUCUACAAUACAUUGGCCUUGGCUCAUGCUGAUCGAUAUACCAUAAGCGAUACUAUCUUGCAAGUAAAAGAAAAGGAAAGAUUACUUGUACUACUACGUAUGCCCACCGAUAAAUAUAAAGAUGUGGUACAAUUUGUGUUUGGCGACAAAUCCACCUAUCAAGAACCUGAUGCCCCUGAUUAUGCCUUAAUGGCUUAUAAAAAAUUUCUGGCCCGCUUAGAAAAACGCAUGAUAUUUGCUAAAUAUUCCAUAGAGAAAUGUUAUUUAUUGCAUGAAAUUGCUCGUGCUCAUUUGGCUCAAAGUCGUUUUGACGAAUGUUGUUCGUGGGCCCGGAAGGCCGUGGAAGAAACCAAAAAUUGCAACAGUCUUUUGUGGCAUUUCCUUAGUAUUAUGCUAAUUGUAAAGGCUCAUGCUGUUUUGCAUAAAAUCGAACGUGGCAAAGAGGCCCUAGAUGAGGCCUUUAUUAUAGCUCAACGACUUAAAAGUGACAAGCUAUGUUCUUUUAUUGAAAUUGGUCGUGCCAUUAAUGAACAGGAAAUAUCUCUAAAGAAACGUACACAAUCGGUAGACUCUAUGCGUAAACGUCGCAGUCGUUCCUCUAUUAUGAGUCAUUAUUCGCAACAAUCGAAAAGUAGUAUGGAGGAGUGUAUAAAGUCUUCCUCGGCAUAAUUACAAGAAGUGAAGGGAGAGAA
This is a messenger RNA of Calliphora vicina (urban bluebottle blowfly), 1826 nucleotides long. It is a transcript of the gene p-cup, whose product is annotated as presidents-cup. The transcript has 8 exons. The record is from RefSeq and is a predicted model, not a curated record. Gene Ontology annotation, molecular function: protein binding. Bases 73 to 1803 code for a protein of 576 amino acids. Lineage: Eukaryota; Metazoa; Arthropoda; Insecta; Diptera; Calliphoridae.